Acanthopagrus latus (yellowfin seabream) is the source of this 15241-nucleotide messenger RNA. It is a transcript of the gene hydin, whose product is annotated as HYDIN axonemal central pair apparatus protein. The coding region runs from base 194 to 14992 and encodes 4932 amino acids. Gene Ontology annotation, biological process: cilium movement; axonemal central apparatus assembly. NCBI's taxonomy places the organism in Eukaryota, Metazoa, Chordata, Actinopteri, Spariformes, Sparidae. Gene Ontology annotation, cellular component: axoneme. The transcript is spliced from 90 exons. The record is from RefSeq and is a predicted model, not a curated record.
CCAGGGCAACAUACCACAACGAAAUGGACUCGUCCGUCGUGACUGAAUUAACGUUACAGAGAGCCAUAACAUAAAUACAUACACCGUUUAUUCAGUGAACGGUAAUAAUGUUUUUUUUCCCAUGCUGGUGCAACAGGAUGUUUGUUUAGCGGACAGUUAAGUUUGCUCCAACGUUUGGAAAAGAAGAAGUUCGAUGAAUUCAGGUUUCCUUCAAAACACAUACAAAAUGACAUCGCCUCAGGUUUCCACGAGGACAAAGAGGUCACCAUUAAAGAAUUAUAAAGUUGUUCUGAAGGAGGAGAAGCAAAGGAGGGUGACUCCAUCUGUUUACACCCAGGAGAUGUUACAGUCUACAGAAGAGCACCUGGCAAACACCAACGAGGUGAACCCGCCCCAUAUCCUGGAACUGUUUGACACAAGCAAGACAAUAAAUCACAAAUUGUCCUCGAUGGAUACAGAUCGGCCAAUUUUUCAGCCGUACCCGUCUGAGCUGGUCUUCCAGAACUUCACUCCGGCACUGACCUACAAGUUACGUCUGCUUCUCCUCAACCAUCACAAGGUAUCGCAACAUGUAAAGUUGGAGCGGCAAAACUCUGAGUAUUUCCAAGUGGCUGGUCCAAAGGAGGCAGGUAGCAAGGUUGGACCAGGAAUGUCAGCUACUUUCAUUGUCUCCUUCAGCCCACAGGAGAACAAGGACUACCAACACAGACUGGUUUUUGUGACGGAGAGAGAGCGGUUUGAGGUCCCAAUCCGUGCCAUUGGACCACGUGCUAUUCUUGACUUUCGUGACGAGUUCAAUCUACCUGUCUGUCCAGUGAAAGCCUUUACAGAAAAAACUCACCUUGUCCGCAACAUAGGAAACAGCAAGGCCAACUUCACGCUGCAAACACAGAGGCCUUUCUCAGUGACGCCCUCCUCUGGGACACUUGAUGUAGGCGAGAGCAUGCAGGUGACUGUGGAUUUCAACCCCAUGACCACAGGAGAGCACAGCCAGGACCUGAUUCUGCACUACCACACUGGUGAAGACGUGUACAUCAGCUUGUUUGGGGCUUGUGUUGAAUUGAACGUCCAUCUGAAGACAGACUCUGUCCUUUUGGAGAAGACCUACAUUUCCCUGGCCACCGUACACACAGCGUCCCUCACCAACACAAGUGAUAUCCCUCUUCAGUACUGUUGGACGACGUGGCCGAGCCUGCAAGAGGAGGCCCUGAGCUUAUUGAGGGAGAGCAUAGAACUCCAGCAGAAGGAGGAGAAAGAACAGUUGCUUUUUCAGUGUGAGUCCGACCCAACAGCGAUCCAUCGCCUCCCGCAGCUUUCCAAAGCCCUGCAGGAACGCAGAAGCCACACUGUGCAGGACCACCAGCUAACCCUCUCACACAGCUGCAUUACUGUGGAACCAGCGGAGGGUGAAAUAUGGCCAAACCUCACAGCACAUUUCACCAUUGUCUUCAAGCCUGAGGAGGCCAAGCUAUACCAACAAACCAUAUAUUGUGAUGUCGCAGGCCGUGAAUCUCGGUUACCUCUCACAAUAAAGGGUGAAGGCAUGGGACCUAAUCUUCAGCUCAACUAUCACCUGAUGAACAUGAAAAAUGUAUUCGUUGGUGACAAAGACUAUUAUGAGGUGGAGCUGUCCAACAAAGGACUGAUUGAUGCCCCAUUCAGGCUGUCAUGUCCUGACACCACUUUUGGCCGCUGUUUUUCUUCAAGUCCUGAGGAAGGCGUUGUUCCCUCUGGGGCCUGCCAGAUUGUUGAAGUCACCUUCCACAGUCGCAUCUUGGGAAGCUUCUCUGAGGACUUGCUGCUGUCUGUCACAGGACAGCCUGAACCACUUACCUUGACUUUCAGGGGUUGUGUCAUUGGUCCCACAUUCCACUUUAAUGUUUCAGAGAUCAAUUUUGGAGAUGUAGGCUUUGGUUUCCCAAGAACAGUGACUUGUUCCAUCUCUAAUGACUCCUUUGUGCCCAUGACCUUUGGCCUGCGUGUCUUGGGUGAUGGCAUUGGGUCUCCCAGCGUGACUUCGGACAGACAGUUGUUCGACAUGUCAAGGAACAUUUGGCAAGUCAGUGCCACUAGAGACCUUCACGCACGGCCUGUGGAGUUCACCAUUACUCCUGCUGCAGGCACUGUGCCUUUCCUGUCAGAUGUCACUAUUGAGGUGACGUUGUGUGCCAACACAGUCAAGACAUACCGACUGGAGCUGGUGGUUGAUGUUGAGGGUGUUGGGGAGGAGAUAAUGAGCAUCCCAAUCAACGCCAGGUGUGUGGUUCCUGAUAUUGUGGUGGAGCCUCCAGUAUUGGACUUUCAAAGGUGUUUCCUUGAUCGACCCUAUGAGCAGCAACUGCGUCUGAUCAAUGCCAGCAAUGUGCCUGCUUGCUACGGUGUGAUUGGCCAGGACUAUGAGGAGAGUCCGUUACUACACUGUGGCAGUUCCAGACCCAGAGGGGUGAUUUAUCCUCACAGUUCGGAGGAGAUUCCCUUGUUUCUGUGCGCUAAGGCUGUUGGAAAGCUGCAUCACACUCUACGCAUUGCUGUGUUUGGCAGCACCCGGCCAUCCUUGGAGGUGGUCUUGUCAUGUACUGGGCAGGGACCAGUUGUCUACGUCGAGAGCCCGAGGCUUGACUUUGGCAGAAUACCGGUUCUCACAGACUGCACUAAAACCCUGCACUUGUCAAACCAGUCACCUGUUCCGGCCCAUUUUACUGCUGGCAUGAGCCGUAAGAAGUCCUUUUGGUGUCUUGAGCCCAGUGAAGGGGAAGUGCCACCAGAGAGCAAGCUGGAGCUCAGGGUAGUGGCGCGCCUAGAGGACACACUUCACUUCGAGGACAAGCUGAAAGUGUCCAUCCAGCACAGCCAAACACACAUUGUCGCUCUGUCUGCCAAGGGCACUGGAACUACAAUUGUCAGUGACAAACCAUUGGGUCCUAGCCUUGACCUAGGCACAUGCUUCAGCCAUGAGUCAUGCCAAUACCACUUCAAGCUCACCAACCAUGGCAAGCGAAGGCAACGGUUGUACUGGUUAACUGAUGACUCCCUGCCUUCCACAAAAACUCGCAAGGUACACUUUUCUGGCCGAACUGUUCUGCCCCCAAUCUCCACUCCCAGGAAGAAGGACAUUUCAGGCUGUAGAUCUUUAUUCAGCGUCAGCCCUCCUCGUGUGGAGCUUUUUCCAGGAUGCUCUGUUGACAUGGUGCUGACGGGAUCUUCAGACUCCCCCAGGGUUGUACAGGAGCGUCUGAUAUGCCGUGCCAUUGUGGGGGACCAGAGCAGUCUUGAGAAGAUUAUGUCUGUAGAUGUUACCUGUCUCUUUAGGGCUACUAUGCUCAGCAUUUCCCCCAAGCAGCUGAACUUCUUCAUAAAGAAGGUCCCAGGAGAGAGUCUAAUACCUAAAUAUGAGAAGCUGAUCUUGACGAAUGUGUCAUCUCUAUCUCUGUCCUUGGAGCUCUCAGUCGUAAAGCCGUUCUCUUUGUGUGAUGCCCCAGGAGCCCAGAUCUCAGCUAUCACAAAGCCCAUGGUUUUAGGUGAUAGGAUGCAGGCUGAGUUGUGGGUCUGCUUUAAUCCAGAUUACUGUCAGGGGAAGGUGUCACGAGUCAUGGAUGAGUUCCUUGAAGUGCACUACUGGGGACACGCACAACAAGAGCAAGUAAAGCUACAUGCUGAGGUCCACUUCCCCAACCUGCACUUCUCCUCAACCACAGUAGAUUUUGGCUGUGUGCUCAACUAUACAGAGACACGUAGACAGAUCUGCAUCACUAACUGCUCCCCACUGCCUGUUUCCUACUAUUGGGUUUUCCUGGAUGACCAGAGGAGAACCAUAAGGGAGACGGAGAGGCUGGACCAGAGCAAUCCUGAAAAUGAGACUGAAGAAGGGCGGAGUUCCUCUACAGCAGCCUCUCCUGCAGAUGGACAGAGCAGCACACAGAGCAUUGCACAGGUGUUUGAUAUCUUGCCUAACUAUGGUAAUCUACCACCUGGAGAGGAGCAACUGGUCACAAUCUUCUUCUCCUGCCAUGAAAAUGUCAGCAGAGAAGUAAUGGCACAGUGCUGUGUAGAGGAGGGCCCUACUUAUGAAAUCAAACUCAAAGGAGAGUCAUCUGUGAUCAGCUACAGCCUGGACUCUUCCUAUAUUGACUUUGGUCUGCAGCUCUUUGAUCAUGAAGCUGAAGCAGAGUUGAUCCUUAGGAAUACUGGCAAAGUGGGCUUUGAAUAUAGCAUCACUGACCCUCAAAGAGAGUAUGAAUCAAAUGUGGGGGCAGGCGGACAAAGGAAGGCCCUGGAAGAGGCUGAGCUGCAGCAGAAUUACUCUGAGCAAAAUACGAAUGGACGGGAGGUCAGACUGGGACAGCCUGUGUUCCUCCCCCCUAUGGGUUACAUCGAUGCUGGUGCAGAGCAGUGUCUCCAUGUGCUCUACCUCCCAGGCUUCCCUGGGGUGUUUGAGAAGCGGCUUCAGCUGCAGGUGGCUCACCAGUCACCGCAGGACAUCACUCUGAGAGGAAAGGGAGUGUUCCCAAGGAUCAGUCUGAACUUGCCACGAAACCUGUCUCAGGAACGCUACAGUGAUGUGAUGCUGCAGGCCAGAGCAGCUGUGGAGGCAGAUAGAGCCAGAGAGGAGCUUAUGAACGAAAUUUCAACUGGUGGAGGAGCAACAACAGAGGGCGACUACACAUUCACCUAUGAAGAGCUGCUUCACAUGGAGAUCGAGAGAAUGCUGGUCAAAGAGAAUGCUCUUGCUGUGACCGGCGGCCUGCUGGAGCUCAGUGACUCACAAGGGUCCUCCAGAAAGUGGCACAAACUUAGCAAGUUGCUGCUCCCAGAGUAUGUUUUGGACUUUGGUUAUGUCAUUCCAGGCCAAGUCCUCAGUCACACUGUAAUUGUCACCAAUACUGAGUCAGUGGACGUGUCCUUCCAUGCCAAUCUCAAACCCCUUGUUGGCACAGGUUUCAGUACAGAAUUUGAAAGAGUGAAAAACCUGCCGUGUGGCCAGACACAGACAUUUACAGUCAAAUUGGAGCCUCGAGGCGCCAACCUGAAGAUGGGAAACAUAAGUGUUCUCAUGCCAAUAAAGGUCACACAUGGUCCAAUGGUCCAGGUGCGGAUGUGUGCGGUGGUAACUGUGCCGGCUGUCACUGUUUCCACUGAUACACUGAUAUUUGACACUGUGCAGUGUGGCAUGUGUCAGAUGAAGACAAUACAGCUGAGUAAUCAUGAGUCUGUGCCCUGCUGCUGGAGCAUCGCUGAGGUGGUUAAGCCUUUCAAAAAGGUAGAUAAGCUCCUGCCUCUCCACCAGCGUAAAAAGAUCUUGCAGGAGCUGCGACCACCUCCAGUUGUGUUUGAGAUGACUCCCAGCUCCGGUUUGCUGUCCCCUGGUGAACGAGUUCAUGUCCAAAUAAAGUUCAGCCCUGCUGAAGGGCAUGAUUACAGCAGGCAGCUUGCAGUCCGUGUGGCUGAGAGCACUCAGCAGGUGUUCCUUACAGCCCAGGGACAAGGUGAAGAGCCACAACUGGAGUUCAGCCCACCUGUGCUGGAGCUGGGGCCUUGCCUGCCUGACAGCACUGAGAUUGAAGCUGAGGUCACCGUCAGAAACCCCUGCUCUUUCCCCAUUGAGUUCUACUGCCUGGAGAUGGAUGCACAGUAUCUCGAGGAAGAAAAGAUCCUGUGUCUGAUGCGGGACUAUGAUGAAAACAACAAACUACUGCUGCCUCCCAGGGCCCCUGGAGAAGGUCUUCCCAAGGAACUGCUUGACUACUACAAGGAGUACUGCUCCCAUCUGAAAGAUGAUGCGGAUCUGGAGGCAGGUUUGGAUGAAAAAGAAAGUGGGAUGGGUGCCACACAUAAGGAAGAAAAGAUGUCAAGGCAAAACGAUGCUGACCUACCAGAGAGUAAAGACGAAGAAAUAAAUACUCUAAAUUUGAAACGCGCUGAAAUUCUCGUUACAGAAAUGACCGAAGAGAGAGGCAGUGGGAGACUGGGGCACCUAGAGAUGACCCCUGUCUCCAGAGCACUUGCCCGUCACAUGGGUGUUGACCUGUCACCUGAAGGUCUGGCUGCACGCAACCGCAGAGGCAUUGCUAUUGUUGUAUACGGAGCCCCACUAACAGACAAGAGCAGCACAGCAGCUGCUCUAGCGCGUCACUACGGAGGGGCGUGCCUAAGUGUUGAUGCUGUGGUUACAGAUGUUCUGAUGAAUGGUACUUCACCUGUUGGACUGACUGCAAGACAGCUUUAUGACUGCGCUGCUGCUCAGUAUGCUGAGAACAAGCCCGGAAACACUGCUCAGGUAAUUGAAGAAACCAAAGAACCAGUACCUGCAGCAAAUCUUGAAGCCUCAGAUUCAGCUCAAGCUUCACAUGAUGCUGUGGAGGUUCUUGCAAAGGACAGUGAUGCCAGCUGCAGUGGAAAUGACUCCAAGGUUCCUCAGGAGAAUGAAAACACACACCUUAACCUAAGUCUGGGAGGAGAUGUGACCACACUUAGCAAUCUCUUGCCUGAACAGCUACUUGUGGAUAUCAUGGCUGAAAGAUUUAUGCAAAGCGAUUGUCUACGCGGCAUCGUGAUCAGUGGCCUGGAGUCCGUGUACACUCAGUCAGUGGCAACAACACUGCAAGUUGUUCUCAAGGCGCUUAACAAUCGCAAACACAUCUAUGUUGUCAACUUAUCUGACUCCUAUGCUGCCCUGAAAGCACGGGAGAGAGCGCAAAGAGAAACUGAGGUGGCUCUGCAGAAAGAGAAAGCUGACAGGGAAGAGCAGUGGCUGCAGGAGCUGGAUGAGGAGGAGUAUGAUGCCCUGCCAGAGGAGGAGAAGGAGCAUAUUGUUCAACAGUACAGAGAGAAACUCAAGCAGAAGAAACUCAGGGAGCUGGAGAGAAAAAAGAAAGAGCAGGAAGAAAAGAAGCACGAGGAAGAGAUGGAGAGGUUGAGAGAAGAAGAGCUGAAGAAGAAGAGCAAGAUGGGUGGAAAAAAGGAUACUAAAGAAGUGUCAAGAAAGAAGAACUUGCUGGAGGGAAAGCAGUCUAGUGUAGAUGAGCCACAGUUGCAGCCCAACAAGUCCAGUGUGGAUGACCCACAGUCACAGUCCAUCAAGUCCAGUGUGGAUGAGCCACAGUCACAGUCCGUCCAGUCCAGUGUGGAUGUGCCGCAGGUGCAGUCCAUCAAGUCUAGUGCGGAUGAGCCGCAGUCGCAGUUCAUCCAGUCCGGUGUGGAUGAGCUGCAGCUGCAGUUCAAUUCAUAUGAGCAGAGGCAAGAGCAGGUGGAGCACAUCCUGCGGCACUGGGACCGAGCCCAGGGUUUGUUGCUGGUCCCACUCCUCAGUGAAGAAACCCAACCAGUGUCACAGGAUGCCAGAGAGACCCCUGUUAGCAAGAGGACCAAGAAAGCCAAUAACAAGGCCAUGUCUCCAAUACCCAUUCAGACGGAGUUAGGGGAUAAAGUGUCUCCACAGGACAUCAUCCCUCACCUUGUGCUGAAUUUGACAGGGAAAGACUAUCGAAGUGUCACAGAGCUGCUGAAAGCCAGCACCCUGCCUCCACUGGAAGAAGUGUUGGAUGAUUUGGGAUUGGGACCGAGUGGCCCACCUAUCCCUCCUCCCACCACCUUCUCAAUGGUUCCUUUCCCCACAAACAGACAGCAAAGUAAAAUUUGCGUUGACUGUUUCACCUUCCUGGUGCCCUCAAGGCUGGACGAACAAGCUGAAGAAAAGAAAGAGGCAGAGGAAGAUGUACAAGCAUCAGUUUUAAAGGAAGAGGCAGCAGCAACACCCUCCAAAUAUCGUGGAAAAGGCAGUCGUAAGGAGAGCGCAGUAGUAAAGGACCAGGAUAAAAAGGGCAGAGAGAGUCAAAGGAGCAAGAAACGGUCACUGGUAAAUGUCUCCUCCCUGCCUGAAAUCGAACCAGCACCAGAAGACCCACACCAAAAAGCCUUAGAGCUGAUGCGCAGCCAGAGCUUGACAACAUUUCGCUGGGUUGUACCGGCCAAUGGUGAGGUGGUUCUGAGGAUAUGGUUCUACUCAGACACCCCAGGGACCUUUGAGCAGAUCUUCAACUUUGAGCUGCUGGGGACCCAAAGACAGUACCAGCUCCUCUGCAGAGGAAUUUGCACCUACCCGUCCAUCUGCAAAGACUACAGGACACUUUUUGCCCUCAGUAAGAAGGUUCCACAAAUAAAAGAGGGGAUCCAGAAAACCUAUGUGGUCAAACCUGGAUACUUCGAGUUUGGACCGUUACUCUGUGGCAAGACCCGAGACAGAUACAAGGAAAACAGAUACCCAGAGAACACAGAGAGACUGGUGAUACUUAACAAUUCAGGCCUGGAGGCUGAGGUCCAGUUCCAGUUCCAGCAGGAUACCCAGGCCACCACAUAUAUGUUGGAUCCCCCCGUCAUGACUCUCAAACCUGGCCAGGAACAGGAGUUGACUGUGUGGGCUUACCCAACAAAACAUGGUCAAAUUAAGGAGAGUGUUGUUUGCAGUAUCAAGGACAAUCCAGAGCCUGUUAUCAUCGACCUCUGCUGUUGGGGUGUUCGACCAGAGCUGAAGCUGGACAGCAAACAUCUGCACUUCGACAGAAUUUUGCUGCACAGGCAGGACAGCCGCCGUGUCAUGCUGCAUAAUGAGACAACUUUGCCGGUUUCUUGGAGACUGCAGGGUGUAGACGAGUUGGGCGAUUGGUUCACUGUGCCACAGGAUCAUGGCAUCAUCUCACCUAAGUCCUCUUUAGCCCUGGUUGUGCACUUCAGGGCCAGGAGGCCACUCCACAUUAAGAAGAUCUUACGUCUGGAGGUUUCUGAUGUGGGGAAGAUUCUCGGCAUCAUACACACAGAAAACAUUCAUGUCACUGCUGAAGCAUAUGAUAUAGCUCUGGACAUCAUACCAGAUGGCUGUCUGGACUUUGGAACCAUCAAAGUCUUUGAAGAGACAAAACUUUCUCUCAGGAUGAAAAACAAGGAAAAAUAUGAAAUAGCCUACAGGUUUACAUUUCAGGAGACUGAACCAACCCAGCCAAGCUUCGACUCAAUUUUCAAGGUGUUCCCUGAGAGUGGUAGACUAUUACCCCAUGACAAGCCCACAGCAGUGCAGAUCCUCUGCAGGCCCAAUACGGAAGUCUUAAUCAGAGAGAAAACGAUUCUGUCAUGCCAGGUCAUUGAACCCUACACUGGACAUGGAGAAGAAAUCAUAACCAGCUUACCAAUCAGUGUUUCAGUCAAGUCUGUCUUCUCCAGGUGUAAGGUCACACCUGCAUGUGACAUCAACUUUGGUCCACUGGUUUUGGGCUGCAAGAAAAACCAGAGCUUCACUAUUGAGAACACUGGCGACUUUGAGACCUGUUUCAGCAUCUGCCGCAUGAUCAUGGAACCUGCUCCAAGACCAGGGGGUCCCGGUAGAAAGUUGCCAGCAGAGAGCAAAAUGAGGCCUGAGUCAUUAAAGAAAGACACGAAAAUUAUUCAGAAUUGCCUCACCGUGGGAGUGUUCUCAGUGUCCCCCUGCACAGGGAGCUUGCAGCCAGGGUCACAGCAGGUGGUGACAGUGAAUUGUGCAGCUGAACAGCUGGGCAGCUGGAACCAGGGGCUGCUCAUUGACAUCAGUGACCGUGACCCCUCAGACCAGCUUGACGGUAUUCCAUACAGACUGUUGGCUGAAGUCUGCAAGCCAGGCAUCGUUUUAGACAUGUCUUCCAUCUUUGAGGAGUACCAUAUAUGCCACAAUAGCGGUCAACUCUCUUCUGAGCAGUUUUGCAAUGCUGAAGGUAUUUAUGUACAAGAGGAGAACAAGUUUGUUUUCAACAAAGUCCUGGUCGGGAGAACUGCUCAGGCCCGCUUCAAACUCACGAACAACAGCAAGGUGCCCUGUGUGCUUAGCCUGGUCAUCAAACAUGUUGGAUCUAAGGCGCUCCGUAAUGUAGAGGUUUUUAAAUUGUCUGCUUCAACACUGAACAUUCCCAGUCAGUCACACUCAUUUGCUGUGGUCACCUUCACACCCCAGACAAUGCAGCUCUACACUGCUGUGUUUGAGGCCACAAUUACAAUGGAGGGAGGCAGCAGAUUGACACCCACAUUUAAGAACAAAGUGCUGGAGUUUGACCUAACUGGAGAGGGCAAUCUACCCAGUGUGUUUCUGGUGCGCCCAGCUUUAAGGAACAGCGAAGGAAGCCCGAUGCUGCAGUUGAGACGGGUAUUGGUAGGGCGCAGACGUACACUGCCCCUGGUGCUGCUAAAUGAUGGAAAUGUUUCAGCUCAGGUCCAGAUUGACAUGCUGGAUAAACAUGGAGUAUUCACCAUUAAAGCUGCUCCUGGUAACACUUGCAGCUCAAUCCACUCUACACAGCUUGAGGGCACCACUGAUCCAGAAAAUCAGGUGGUGCACAGAGUCACACUAAGGCUGAAUGUUAAAGAGCAGGUGGAGUUUGAGGUUAGCUUCUCCUCUGACGAGCCCCUCACUGUCAAGGCCCAGAUGUCCCUGCAGGUGGAGGACAACCAAUACAGUAAUACCAUAAUACAAGUGACUGGAGAAGCUUACCAGGAAACCAUCUCUCUUGACAACAUCAGCAGAUCAUCACAGGAAAUGGAUCAGGAAGAUGAUGAUGGAGGUAAUUAUGAUGUGCUGAAUUUUGGGGACUGUCAUGUAGAUUGCGCCUAUCAAGAAAGUUUCACCAUGACUAACCACAGCAGCAGCCAGGUCAUGAAGUUUGAGUGGCCUUCCUCCGGACCCAAUGUCUGCUUUUCACCACAGGUCGGGCACCUUCAUGCUGGCUGCUCUAAGGAAGUGACCGUCACCUUUUGUUCCAGUCAGCCUGUGACUCUAUCCAGCCAGCCAAUGAGCUGCAAGAUUUGUCAGGUGGAGUUUCAGCAGCCAUUAGAGCAGGUGGCUGACUGGGAUGACCGACAGAGGACAGUGAAGUGGCUGAGUUCCUCCAAGGAGGAUUCACCACAGCAGCAUGUGAAGGAUAAGGUGAUCGAGAGAGAUCCUGAGCCCUGCUGCUCUGUGGUCGAGGGCUCCCAAUGGGAGUUAGAACUGCGUAUCAGAGUAGUUUGUGACUAUGUGAAGUUCAGUUGCAACACUGACACCAUUCACUUCAAAGACACCAUGCUUUACCAAACCAGGCUCCACAAAAUGCAGAUAAUAAAUCAAGGCACUGUCAAACUAGAAUUCUCCCUGCAAGUCCACAUGGAUCCAAGCAACAAGAUUAUCAGCCACGGCCAAGGAGAUGAGACUCCUACCUCUCGACCAGGCAGCAGGUCAGCAGGAAUAUUACCUGGAGCCCGUCCUGCCAGCGCCCUGGCCAGCGUUAUGUCUGUUCUCAUGGGAAAUCCUGAGCGCCUGCCCUUCAGUGUUGAGCCCAACAUAGGGGCCAUAGAGCCUGGUGCAUUGCAGAAUUUCAAUAUUCGUUUUUCACCCUUGGAGGUUGGCCAGUUUCAGGGCAGGCUGCUCUGCAGUAUUCCCAACUUGCAGGAUGGGGAUGUAGCUCCUUGUGUCUUGGUGUGUGGCCGCAGCCUGUUGCCCCACUGUCACUUUGACCUGGAGGACUCAGACUACAUCAAUGGGAUCCGCUGCAACUCUGAAUUUACGGGCCCUCUGGACCCUAACACCAGGGUCAUAGAGUUCAGUGCUGUUGGCUUGUCUGUUCCAUCAGUGAGACGUUUUAGUGUGCUGAACCCAACCAGUAAAUCCUAUUCAUUCAAGUGGAGGUGUGACGACACAGGCAGCAGCCCAUUCUGCUGCCUCACCCCUUGUGGUACCAUCAUGCCCGGGAAGAAAGCGGAAGUGUGUUUUGAAUAUGUAGCUGAGCAGAUGGAUGCUGUGGAGUCAUUCUGGAGCUUUGUGAUUGAGACUCUUUCACUGUCUGUUCCCUUCCUGUGUGUGGGCACCACUAGAGACCCACUUGUCUAUCUCGAGAGACCUCACCUUGACUUUGGAGAACUGCUUGUUGGUCGCACAGUGGAAAAGACAGUGAAUGUUGUGAAUGGAGAGCCGGAGCCCUUCCACUUCACUGUCAUUCAGUCAUCUCUUCUGUGUGAUGACCAGCAGUCCAGCCUCAAUUUGCAGCCCUUGAGUGGAACAGUGGCACCCAAAGACAGGUUGCCAUUGUCAGUGUCCUUCACACCUUGCCGAGAGGGCUGUGUGAGCUUCAGAUUGGUGCUGAAGGUGAAGAGGAAGUCAGAGCCACUUGCACUCACAGUUAAGGCCGAUUGUUUUACCAUGAGCACUUCUGUUCAAGUUGAGGAGCCAGGCAGAGGCCUCAGAGAGAUCGACCCUAACCACCAAGACAUUCUAGACUUUGGAAAGGUGGAGAUUUUAGGGCAAUCCACCUUUAAUUUCCUGGUGUCAAAUCUGGCUCGAUUUAGUCAGGAAGUGAGCUUGGACCUGUCAGGACCCAGAGAGGUGCUGCAAUUCUUGGAAGCAAAACCACAAAAUGCUGCUAUUGAAGCUGGGAAGCAGCUGCAGGCAUCAUUGUUCUUUUGUCCCCAGAGAAUUUGUAACCUACAGGAAGUCAAACUGAGCGUCAAGGUAAAACUUGGGACAACAUUUUCCUUUGCCAUCAAAGGCAGGGCUGUAGCACCGAGCCUUGAAUUCUCCUUCACCAAGCACAACUUCGGCAAGUGCUUUCUGUACUGUCCUGGCAUGGUACCAGCCUCCAAGACUCUAGUAAUCACCAACAAAGGCGAAAGGGACAUCAGUGUCCAAUCCCAGUUCGAAAACAGAUCUUACCUAGAGAUUGGCUUCCAACAAGCUAUCUUGUCUCCUGGUGCUGUGAUGGAGGUACCGGUGAACUUCUAUCCUUGUGAAACGUGCCGUUACCAUGAAAAACUCACCUUCAUCUUAAACAGCUGUGUCACAAAACAGGUGGACAUACUGGGACAAGGCAUUGAGAUGAAGCUGGAGGUAGAGGAUCCCAGGCAGAGGAAAGUUAACCUGAGAUCACUGAUGCUGGGGCAGAAGGUGAAGAGACAAGUGGUUCUGGUUAACCGUAGCACUUUAGACGUUUCCUUUACCCUGCUGCUCAACACAAACACAUCGCUGGACUCAAGGGAUUUGUCCUUCACUCCAACAGGUGAGGUGAGCCUGAAAGCCAAUGGUGGGUCAUGCACUGUUGAGAUUCAGUUUUUGCCUCGUCAGCACAUAGCUCCCUUCAGUGCUGAGCUGCAGGCAGAUUUUGCAGGCCUGUUACACCCCCUAGUGACCAUCCAAGGAUGCUGCCAGGGCGUGGAGGUCCAGCUGGACCAGGACUACUUGGCAUUUGGAGCUGUUGUCCAGCGCUGCCAGGCCAGGAAGAGGAUUGUCAUGAUGAACACUGGAGACAUUGGCGCCAGGUUUCAGUGGAAAACAGAGAGUUUUCCUGCAGAGUUGUCGAUCGUGCCAUCUGAAGGAUACAUCUGUCCAGGCAAGGACGUUCCUCUUGAAGUGACUUUUGCUCCUGUGGAACUGAGUAAUGACACAAGAUAUGAGAACCUGUCCUGCUGUGUGAAGGGCUCCACCUCACCUAUAACCCUCACUGUAACAGGAUCCUGCAUCGUAGCCUCCACUAGCAAAGAGGUGGUGAAUUUUGUUUGCCCAGUACGUGGCUCACACACCCAGACCCUGCCUGUUUUCAACCCCACAAACCAGCAUUGCAGCAUCAGACCUGUCAUAGAGGGUGAGCAGUGGAGCGCCGCACCCUCUGUGGUCCUUGAACCACUCCGGAACAAGACAUAUGAGAUCACCUACCGGCCACUGACCAUGACUACUGAUGGAAAGAAACACCUGGGGUCAGUCUUUUUCUCCUUUCCUGAUGGGACAGGCAUGCUGUACUCCUUGCAGGGAGCUGCUGAGCCUCCCAAAGCAAAGGACACCAUUGUGCAUGAACUGCCUGCUAAGACUCACCACACACAGCUGCUCCCUGUGCACAACUGGCUCUCUAAGCAACAGCGGUUCCGUGUGCUAAUUGAGAUCCUGAAACCUGACAAGCCAGAUGCUACAGUGUCCUUAAAGGGUCUAGAGUAUAUUGAUGUCCCGGCUUUGGCCAAGAGAGACUACAAGAUUUCUUUCUUCACAUACAGAGAGGGGCAGUACAACACCAAGGUGACGUUUCGUAAUGUGGCGUCUGGUGAGUAUCUGUACUACCUUGUUACCUUCGAGGUCACACCUCCAGAAGUCCUGUCCACCAUAAAGCUGGUGACAGCUGUACGUCGGAUGGCCUCUGCAACUGUACAGGUGGAGAACCCCCUGACUACAGCUACCUGCCUCACCACUGAGUGUAAAUGCCCUGACAUCAGUGCCCCACCUCAGCACACUGUGCCAGGACAGUCCAAGGGUUCUAUGAGUUUUGAGUACCAGCCCAUGCGUGCAGGCGAGUCGACAGCCAGGCUGACACUUUGUAGUAAUGAUCUGGGCUGCUUCCACUAUGAUCUGCUUCUCACAGCACUGCCCCCGCCACCAGAGAAAACCGUCCACUUCAACGCUUCUCUGGGCAGCAGCCACUCCCUUAUUGUGAAGUUCAUAAACUACUCCCGCUCCAAAACUGAGUAUUCAUGCAAGACUGAUUGCCUGGACUUCACUGUGGACAAGAGUGUCUUUGCUUCUCCGGGUUUCCAGGCGGGGUCAGAGACCAGCGUGGAGGUUUGCUUUGAACCUCAUCAGCUGGGGGAAGUGAGAGGCCAGCUCAACCUGUCCUCAGGCAUAGGAGGCGAAUACAUAUUUCCAUUAAUUGGGAUCUGCCUCCCUCCUAAAGCCCAGGGCCCGUUUAGCAUCAAGGCCGGACGCAACAUCAUUAUCCCCUUCAAGAAUGUAUUCCUACAGACCACUGCUUUCUCUUUUCAGGUGGACAGACCAUAUUUUACUGUCAAAGGAGUGGACACCAUCCCCUCCAAAAACACCCAAAACAUCCUGAUAUCCUUUGAGACCCCUCCAGGAGACUCUCCAGGGCCGUGGUUUGGCCAGCUGACCAUCUCCAGCCAGCGCUCCGAGGGCCACCGCAAACCUUGUUUUUGGGUUUAUUACCUAAAGGGAUACCGCGCCGGGUCACCUUAGAAAGAAAUGGGUGCACACAUGCAUUAGGCUGUGCAGACACACAUUAAAAGAACAAACACUACACGAGAUGUGCACUGACAACCAGUUGGACCAACUUUUUUAGGAUGCUUCAUUUAUUCAAUACCCGAACUCUGAUGUUAAUUCCAAAAAUACAAGCCACAAUUUCCUUUUUUGUGUUAUCAGUUAAUAAUUUUUCACAAUUGUGUUCUAAAAAUAUAUUUUAAGAAUAAAACCUACAGAGAAAACAUU